UUUUUCUCUAACUUAACAUACGCAGUGAUUGAUGAUAAAUAUUUUUUUUUUUUUCAUACAUAGCACACAGUAGAAAAGAUGUAUUCAAUUUGGGGGAAAAAGUCUAAAGAAGCAGAGGCAGAGAAAAAGAAACCUAGAACAAGUGCAGCCCAAAUCCGUGUUCAAAAAGAUCUUGCUGAAUUAGAUAUACCUGAUACCAUAAAACUAGAUUUCCCUGAUCCUUCAAACAUUCUUAAUUUCAAUGUUACUAUUCAUCCUGAUGAAGGCUUCUAUACUCAAGGCUUAUUUAGAUUUACGUUUACUAUUAAUAACAAUUAUCCUCAUGAACCACCAAAAGUUCAUUGUGUUCAAAAGAUUUAUCAUCCCAAUAUUGAUUUGGAAGGCAACAUCUGCUUAAAUAUUUUACGUGAGGAUUGGAAACCAGUUCUUUCAUUACAAGCUGUAUUAGUCGGUUUACAAUAUUUAUUCCUCGAACCUAAUGCAGAUGAUCCAUUGAACAAAGAUGCUGCUGAAAUAUUGAGACAUAACAGAAAACAAUUUGAGACUAAUGUCAAGAAAUCUAUUGUUGGAGGAUCUUUUGAUGGUGUUCAAUAUGAUGAUGUGUUGGCGAAAUAUUAGAUAAUAUUCAGGGGAUGAAUUUUAUAAGUGAAACUUACACUUUCCAAAAAAGAGAUUUUGUUUAUAAUAAGCAGGGUAUAAUGAAGAUGGAUAAAUUUUAUUUAUUGUUCUUAUGAACUGUAAUGUAAUAUUACACAAUAGGAACAUAUUAAUAACUAUAUUAGGAGGGGGGGGUAAGUUCGUUGUCUUGGUAACAAAUUUGUCAAAAUAUAAAAAAACAAAAAAACAAAUACAAUAAAUUAAAAGAAUCAAA
Cokeromyces recurvatus is the source of this 871-nucleotide messenger RNA. Its product is annotated as putative ubiquitin-conjugating enzyme E2. The coding region runs from base 79 to 618 and encodes 179 amino acids. NCBI's taxonomy places the organism in Eukaryota, Fungi, Mucoromycota, Mucoromycetes, Mucorales, Mucoraceae. The record is from RefSeq and is a predicted model, not a curated record. The transcript is spliced from 6 exons.